AUGUUCUUCUCAGAUAGGACUCUCUCAGCCGUCAGUUAUGCGCUCCUGUUGGGAAUAACGUGUCUGACCGUCCUCUGCGACCUCACCAAGGGCUCUUCAGACUUUUCAGGUUAUCUGUCCAAAGUCUUAAAGAACUAUACCGAGCAGGCCUGUGACGGAGACUUCCUGUCUGUCCGCUGCCCACCCCGCACCACCAUCACCGUCCAAUCCGCUUUCUAUGGAAGGAAAGGUGCUUCUGACCCCCAACAGUGCCCUCAGACCUACCAGGCCCUCUUAAGUUCUUAUAACGCUCAGGAGGAUGACCGAUAUUGUUCUGUGUCCACUGCACUACAGAAAAUGCUGGACGAGUGCCAAGACAGAAGGAGCUGUCAAGUUCUUGUCAACAGCCGCGUGUUUGGGACAGACCAGUGUCCUGGCAGCAGUAAAUACCUCAUUGUCUGGUACAAAUGCAGACCUAACGAGUAUAAAAGUAAGGUGGUCUGUGAGGAGGAGAGGAUGAGGCUGAGCUGUAAACGUGGAAUGCAGAUCGCCAUUUACUCCGCCAUGUUUGGCCGAACUCAACAAGGCACCCUGGAGUGUCCCCUCCACUACAGGAGAGCCCCGUCAGUCGACUGCCAGUCACCUGUGGCUCUGCAGGUUCUCACCUCCCACUGUCAGGGCAAGAAGACUUGUGCGGUUCGAGCCUCCACCAGAGAUUUUGGAGAUCCCUGCUACGCUGGCACCAGGAAGUACCUCAGUGUCAUUUACACCUGUGUCCCAAAGAAGUUGCUCCAGGACCAGAACCCAAGACCACCGGUGUAUGCCCCGCCAUCCAGCGCCCAUGACCCCAACAUAGUGGGAGACAGCCCUCCUGAGGGGACCUCCAUCAAAAGCCCUGACACUGUUCCAGAUAGGAAGCGGAUCAGGGAGACAAACCCCAACGAGGAGAAGUCUGCAGAAACCGAAAGAGGAGGAGGAGAACGUCCUCUCCCUCCCCCAGCCACGAAUCCAAUCAUCAACACCACCUCUAGCUCCAACAUGGCCCUCAUCAGCAACGCGCUGGCAGCCUACACCUACAUAUCAGACCACCCAGAGAGGGCAGCGCUCUUCUUUGUCUGUGGAGUGUGUUUGGGCCUCUUCCUCACACUAUUCGCCCUGGUGGUCCAGAUCUCCUGUCGCACUGACUGCCAGCCCCGGCAGCGGCCUCCUGCCAAGAAACGAGCGCGCCCCACUGACUCGUCCUCCGAUUCCAGUGACUCGGACUCGGACUGGGACACCACCUCGGACCUGUCAGCACGGCGGCACCGUCGUUUUGAACGCACACUUAACAUGAACGUGUUCACGUCAGCAGAAGAGCUGGAAAGAGCGCAGAGGCUGGAGGAGAGGGAGAGAAUCAUCCGAGAGAUCUGGAUGAACGGGCAACCUGACAUCCCCGGGACACGGAGCCUCAAUCGGUAUUACUGAGGGCUAUUGAUUGAGUGCUUACUUAACUUGAACAAAAUUUAGGACGCACUUGGUGUGGAAGAAGCAAGAGACUACUCCCUAGUGAAGCUUUAUGCAACAGCAACUGUGGACCACUCUGAUUUGGACGCUGGUGAGAACAGUGGAAGGUAUUGCAGAAGAAAGCCUUCCCUCUCUGCUAGUUUGCAUAUUCCUCUGGGUCUCAUACCCCAUUCAGUAAGAGAAUAAGCUCUCCUCUGCAUGGUAAGCUCACCUCUUAGCUGGCUCUUACUGCCGGAAACGAGGGGUGAAAAGCUACACUGCCUUGCCAGUGACCUCAGCAGGCCUUUUUGAAGUGGGGAUUUAUGGGUUAGCUGCCUUAGACACAUAUAGGCCUGUAGAGACUACAUGGUGACUGAAGGACCAAGGCCUCACAUGGGUCUGUUUUAUACAGAGUGCGAUGCAGCUGUGACACUUGGAGCUUUAU
Scomber japonicus (chub mackerel) is the source of this 1906-nucleotide messenger RNA. RefSeq names its product protein eva-1 homolog C (gene eva1aa). Gene Ontology annotation, molecular function: carbohydrate binding. The coding region runs from base 1 to 1443 and encodes 480 amino acids. Lineage: Eukaryota; Metazoa; Chordata; Actinopteri; Scombriformes; Scombridae. The record is from RefSeq and is a predicted model, not a curated record. The transcript has 8 exons.